AUGACGAUGCUUUCGCCAGAUGGGAGGAUCGAGAAAGGCGUGUUGCUACUCCUGGGUGCCGCCUUUCUCUUGCUAACGGUGUUUUCAAUCUGUCUGGUACGAGCGGCGUACUUCUCGCCUUUGAGCAAGUAUCCGGGCCCCAAACUAUGGGCUGCGACGCUAUUGCCCAAUGCAUGGGCGAGAUACAACGGCAAAUUUUUGCCCAAGGUCUUGCAAAUGCACCAGAAGUAUGGCAGAGUUGUUCGUGUGGGGCCGAAUGAUCUCUCGUGGAUCGACGAAAGGGUGUGGAAAGAUGUCUUCGAACACCGACAGAAUCAUCAGGAGUUUCCCAAAUGGCGUGUGGGUCCGGCCUUGAAUGGAUACAGAGGUAUCCUUAGCUCUGACAGAGAGGACCACUCUCGCUAUCGGCGAUUGCUAUCCCACGAGUUCUCGGCCCAGAGUAUGAAGAACCAACAACCUAUCAUUAUGGGUUAUGUAGAUCUGUUGAUCAGAGGACUGCGAGAUUGCUCACCACAGGAGCCGCAAGACAUGGUUCAAUGGUUUAAUUGGGCGACAUUUGAUAUCAUUGGGAGAUUGUCUUUUGGAGAAGACUUUAAUUGCCUCAGGAACAGAGAGGUAUACGAAUGGAUCACUGCGGUUAUGGGAAAUGUCAAAGCUGUUUCAGUAACCACCGCCCUGACCCAGCUAGGACUUGGCCGUCUCGCCCCAUACUUCGUCUCUAAGGAGUUGGUUGGAAAACGGAGGGCAAAUUACGAGUACGCCGCAAUGAAGAUAGCAGAAAGAUCUCAAAUGCAAGCCGACAAUGACGACUUUUUGGACAACGUCUACCAUCACAUGGGAAAGAAGUCCGGGAUGGUCGAGGGCGAAAUCGUGGCAAAUGCCUCCAACUUGGUCCUCGGCGGCAGUGAGACAACCGCAACCCUGCUGUCGGGUUGCGCCUACCUGCUGGCCAAGAGUCCGGACAAGCUGCGGAAUGUGCAGAACGAAAUCCGUACGACAUUUGCAUCGGAGGACGAGAUCGAUCUGUUCAGCGUUGUCAAGCUACCUUACACCCUUGCCGUUCUUAACGAGACUAUGAGAAUCUAUCCCCCGGUACCAAACAUGCGAGGUCGAAGUGUUCCUUACCCAGGUGAUACGGUGGCAGGCGAAUGGGUUCCCGGUGGUACGAAGAUCAUGUUGCCUCAAUAUGUUGCCGGACGUCUCGCCUCGAACUUCAGACAAGCUGAGGAUUUUAUUCCUGAGAGAUUUCUCGGUGACCCGAGAUUCGAAAAUGACAACUUUGCAAUCUUCCAGCCUUUCUCUGCGGGACCACGCAAUUGCAUCGGGAAGAAUUUGGCGUACGCUGAAAUGCGUCUGAUUUUGGCCAAGUUCUUGUAUAACUUUGAGAUCGAGCUGGACGCAAGUUCGUAUGACUGGAUAAGUCAGAAAGAGUUCACUCUGUGGGAGAAGCCUUCGCUGUGGAUGAGAGUGAAAGCAAUCGAGCACUAG
This is a messenger RNA of Zasmidium cellare ATCC 36951, 1488 nucleotides long. RefSeq lists its product as uncharacterized. Bases 1 to 1488 code for a protein of 495 amino acids. NCBI's taxonomy places the organism in Eukaryota, Fungi, Ascomycota, Dothideomycetes, Mycosphaerellales, Mycosphaerellaceae. The record is from RefSeq and is a predicted model, not a curated record. Gene Ontology annotation, molecular function: heme binding; iron ion binding; oxidoreductase activity, acting on paired donors, with incorporation or reduction of molecular oxygen. The transcript is spliced from 4 exons.